Molecule: messenger RNA, 1531 nt
Organism: Galendromus occidentalis (western predatory mite)
Lineage: Eukaryota; Metazoa; Arthropoda; Arachnida; Mesostigmata; Phytoseiidae
Exons: 8
Coding region: 219-1421 (400 amino acids)
Biological process (GO): microtubule-based process
Cellular component (GO): cytoplasmic dynein complex
Molecular function (GO): dynein intermediate chain binding
Source: RefSeq, a predicted model, not a curated record
CCGCGGGGUCCGGGUACCGAGGCGCGCUUCGUUUCUUUGGUACGAUUUCUAGCUACUGUCUCAAAUGCGGUGUGCGUGAACCAGCUGUGUUUGAGUUCUUCAACUCUUCCCCGGACUCCCAAAUGGUGGGGAAUUCGAGCCGAAUCAAGAGCUCAUAAGAACGGUGCGCGGAUAUCUCUUCUGGUUUCUGAGGUGUUCCCGGCUGGUGCCGUACCACGAUGCCUCUCGAUCUACGAGGAGCCGUCAUCCAGACGUGCAAGUAUUCGAUGGGCUUAUCGAUUCUGGGAUUGAUUCUCAUCGUAGCGCGGUUGAUGGAGGUUUCGAGAGAAAUUGAAUUCUUGAAAGUCGUCGAGAUCGAUUGGUUGGGACAAUUCGAAGAUCUGACUCAAGGGAACAGAUCUAUUCUCAGAACGGACGUGUUCAUCUUCAUAGGCGAACUCACCGCAUCCCGAACGAUAUUGAUAUUGAGUGCCAUUUUCGUUCUCGUAUACAUCUUAUCUUGGUGGUGGAUGGUAUUCGCCCUCAAACAGGCUAAGGACGAUGGAAGCGUCCCGCUCCGGACCGUUCUGCUGCUGUCAAUCUUCGCUGCGGUCGAUAUUGCGGCGAGCGCGGGCUUCAUCCUGCUAAGGAUCAUUAUGUUCCUGAUUAGAGACAAGCAGUACCCCUCUGAUCUGAGGAUUCCCUCUCCAGCAGAUUUUGAGCAUUAUCCGGCGAUCGCGGCUUUCAGGUUGGCGACUUUGAAGUCAUCAACAGCGACCACGGAUAUCGUUGUUUCCGUCAUCGUGGGCUUCCUCACAGGAUUGCGAGUCUAUUCGGUGGCGAACAUCAUCCACUUCUACAAGCGUAGCAAGAAAGGCGACAUGUAUGGCGAGUACAACAGCGAAAUGUACUCCGAACGAAUGGAAGAGCUUAAGCCGGACACUCUGGAAAAAGCCUAUUCGACGCUCCCGAAACCGGGCUCCGCAUACCCUCUGAGCUCUCCUGCCUCCUUCAUCGGCUCACCGAUCAAUCGAGCGCCUUCAGUUCAUUCGGCCGCCGUGCGAGCUCGUCCGAUGAGUUUGAAUGGAGUGGUGGGCGGAUUGGGUGCUCUCGAGAGACGCUCCUGGGCCCAGGCGCAGAACACGGCCACCAGCAUUAUAGACGAGCCCUUGCGGAACGACGGCGAACUGCAGAUUCAGGCGGCCGACAUGCCUCUCGAGAUGCAAAAAACUGCCGUCCAGUCGGCGUUGCAAGCGAUCCGUUUAUACGGAAGUGAAAAACACGUCGCCGAGGCCAUCAAACAAGAUUUCGACCAACUAUAUUCUCCUACGUGGCAUUGCAUCGUGGGCAGGAAUUGGGGCUCGUGCGUGACGCACUCGAAAAAGUGUUACGUCCGGAUGAAUUGGAAGGACAUGACCAUAUUAUUGUAUCGAUCGAUAUAGGUCGUCGGCGCUUCCGUUUAUUUGCUCAACUCAAGUCGUCUCCCUCCCCAGAGAACGUCAGAAGACAUGGCGUCGUCGAUAGACGUAUUUAACGGGGUACAGGCGCAAGG